This is a messenger RNA of Periophthalmus magnuspinnatus, 1690 nucleotides long. RefSeq names its product claudin 3d (gene cldn3d). The record is from RefSeq and is a predicted model, not a curated record. Gene Ontology annotation, cellular component: plasma membrane; bicellular tight junction. Bases 223 to 894 code for a protein of 223 amino acids. Lineage: Eukaryota; Metazoa; Chordata; Actinopteri; Gobiiformes; Gobiidae. Gene Ontology annotation, biological process: cell adhesion; bicellular tight junction assembly. The transcript has a single exon. Gene Ontology annotation, molecular function: structural molecule activity.
GUUGAGCAAUAAAACAAUAAGUAGAUAAGGUUGAUCGGGCAAGAGAAAAUAUCACAGUCAAUGUGCACAAGAACACAUUUUUUGUGACGGAAAAUUGAAGACAAGACAGGACUUUUUGGAGUUCUCAGCAAAGGACAAGACACCGCAGCCAACAGCCACUGCAAAAUUGUGAGAUUUUGGAGUUGAUUUUCCAGAAGGUUGUUAUAUUUUUCCAGAGAAACAAUGGUGUCUUUAGCUCUUGAAAUUGUUGGUGUCACUUUGUCCACUCUGGGAUGGAUUUUGAGUAUUGUUUGUUGCGCCCUGCCUAUGUGGAGGGUUUCUGCAUUCAUUGGCGCCAACAUUGUGACCGCUCAAGUUUACUGGGAAGGCCUAUGGAUGAGCUGUGUGUUCCAGAGCACGGGGCAAAUGCAGUGUAAAGUAUAUGACUCUAUGCUCGCUCUGCCUCAAGACCUCCAAGCUGCCCGAGCGCUUACCGUAGUCUCUAUAAUCAUUGGAAUCCUUGCACUUCUGAUCGCAACUGUGGGGGCCAAGUGCACCAAUUGUAUCCCAGACGAAGGGGUGAAAGCUCGGGUCAUGGCUUCCUCGGGAGGGGCCUUCAUAACAGCAUCUCUCGCUUUGCUUGUUCCAGUGUCUUGGUCUGCAAAUACAAUUGUGGUUGAGUUUUACAGUCCCAUAAUCCCGUCUGGACAGAAGAUGGAGAUCGGGGUAGCGUUGUACCUUGGAUGGGCUGCUGCCGCUCUGCUCAUGAUCGGAGGGUGUAUCCUUUGCUGUAGUUGCCCCCCACAAGAAGAAAAGACCUUCAAGUACAGCAUUCCCCCUCAAAGUCGAGUGGCGUAUUCGGCCGCACCAAGAUCAGUGGCUCAGAGCUCAUAUAACAGGAAGGAUUAUGUCUGAAAGGGAGGACAUCUGUACAUGCUGAAAAUACACCAGAAAAUUGUGACCACCUUUCUAUUGUUAUCUAUCUAUAGUGGUCAAACCUGAAACUACAUUUUGGUAACUAAUUUCUUAACCACAACCAUCACUCAUCUUUUGGAUACUUCACCUGUUCCCCACUGUUGAAGGCUGAUAACUACAGACCAUGGAAGACCAGAAGCUGCAGUUUUGGCAAUUUGUAUAUUUGUUGUCUGAAAUAUCUUGGAAACCUGCGAUUCACCAUGACCACAGUGGUCACAUGAUAUGCCUGAUUAAUCAGCUGUGAUGCUCUCAGAUGUCGUGAAAAACAAAAGGCAGUGACUGUUUACAAUUACCCCUGGUUAAAAGCACUGGCAGUAGCUUAAGACCAGUUUGGUAAGAUACAUUUGAAAGACUUUGUUUUGGAACACUGUUCCAGAUUUAUAUUUAUUAUGUUCUGAUCACUGUAUAUAGAUUAUGUACUGAUCACUGUAUAUAGAUACAAUUAUAGUUACAUUUUAAUAUACUUUUUUCUUUUGUUAAAGCGAUUUCUAUAUAUCAAUUUGUUGACUCCACAUGCUGUCUUCUUUCCUGGUCCUGUGACAAGGAUUACAAAGUCCAAACUGAGUCACACAUUAGAAAUAUUACAUAACUUUGUGAAAUGGGGGUCCAGUGAAAUGGCUGACUUGUAUAUGAAAGGACUAAAGUAAAUGUAUUGCCUGUAUUUGGUUAAACAUAAUGCUUGUAUGUAAUGUAAAUAUGUCAUUUUCUGUUUGAUUGGAUUUUAUCUUAUAUUAUA